Babesia ovata is the source of this 390-nucleotide messenger RNA. RefSeq names its product MCE-family MCE3A, putative. The transcript has a single exon. The record is from RefSeq and is a predicted model, not a curated record. Lineage: Eukaryota; Apicomplexa; Aconoidasida; Piroplasmida; Babesiidae. The coding region runs from base 1 to 390 and encodes 129 amino acids.
AUGGGGGCGGGCGUAGUGGUUUAUCGCCUGGAGCCCGAUCACCAAGAAGUUGGCCUCCGUGACGCCCAGUAUGCCGUUGGUGUAGUCGAAAGUCUCGAACUCGCUCUCGCGCCACACCGUGCACAACACAUGGAUCGGUGCUAUCGACAGCAGAAGGAAGAUCGUGAACGUGUACCCGCCCGGGUACAGCGUGCAGCAGAUGUACGGGUAGAACACCGUCACGACGGCGUCAAUACCGUGGUCCAGCAGUUGUCCCAAAGGCGAGCUCAUGCCCAACUUUCUCGCCUGUUUCCCGUCUAUUCCGUCGAAGGUCUGCCGAAACAACUGAAACUCCCGAAAACUGACAUACCAAGUACAGCAGCGUCAUCACCGACGCCAACGUCGGCAUAA